Messenger RNA from Musa acuminata AAA Group (dessert banana), 732 nucleotides. Its product is annotated as zinc finger CCCH domain-containing protein 35-like. Gene Ontology annotation, molecular function: metal ion binding. Lineage: Eukaryota; Viridiplantae; Streptophyta; Magnoliopsida; Zingiberales; Musaceae. The transcript has 3 exons. The coding region runs from base 1 to 732 and encodes 243 amino acids. The record is from RefSeq and is a predicted model, not a curated record.
AUGAACUACGAGUACCCAAUCCUGGUCCUUCCCUGCUACCUCCAGCUCUCGGAGGCCGCCCGACUCGCCUACGGCGUCACCAAGGCCGAACUCGACGACUUCCUCAUGUACGAGUUCAAGGUGAAGCGGUGCGCCAAGGCGUACCCGCACCAGUGGAUGACGUGCCCGUACGCGCACCGCGGCGAGAAGGCUCGGCGCCGGGACCCCCGCAGGUUCCCCAACCAUGGCAUCCCUUGCCCCGAGUUCCGGCAGACAGGGGCUUGCCGGAGGGGCCAGAAAUGCGAGUUCGCCCACGGGGUCUUCGAGUUCUGGCUGCACCCGACGCGAUACCGGACCCGGAUGUGCAUCUCGGGGCCGGCGUGCAGGCGUAAGAUCUGCUUCUUCGCACACACGGUUGACGAGCUCCGGCCUGAGGGCCUUGGCGGCGGCGUCCCCGCAGGGGUGGGAAAGCUUGCGGAAGGGACUUCAGCAGGGGGAACGGAGGAAAGUGGGGAGGAGUUUGCGGAACCCGAUCUGAGUUUGUCUCCUAUCACCAGCUUGGCUUGCUUUCCGUUCUUUGGUUCUCCAUUCUUGACUCUCAGCGAUCUUAAUUUCUAUGAGAGCCUGUCAACUGAUCCUUGGUGCAAUGUGCGGGACCAGUUAUCGCCUGUUCUCACUGCCCCUUCGCGGUUCCGCCUCUCCAAAGGGAUUGCAGCACCGAGUAUUCCAAGGGCCCCAUUAUGGAGCGCGUGA